CCUUCCUUCCUUCCUUCCUUCCUUCCUUCCUUCCUUCCUCCCUUCCUCUCAGGAUGGGCCAGGUGGCCUGGCGGGCGCUCUGCCUCUCUCUCUUUGACUACAAGACGGAGAAGUACGUGAUUGCCAAGAACAAGAAGGUGGGCAUCCUCUACCGGGUGGUCCAGCUCUCCAUCAUGGCCUACGUCGUCGGGUGGGUCUUUGUGGCCAGGAAGGGCUACCAGGAGGUGGACGCCUCCAUCCAGAGCUCGGUCAUCACCAAGGUCAAGGGGGUGGCCUUCACCAACUCCUCCGGGAUGGGAGAGCGCCUCUGGGACGUGGCCGACUACGUGGUGCCACCACAGGGCGAAAGCGUCUUCUUUGUCAUGACUAACCUUAUCGUCACCCCAAACCAGUGGCAGAGUACCUGCCCAGAGAGUGCUGGCAUUCCAGAUGCCCUGUGUUACCACCAGAGCGACUGUCCUCGGGGCGAAGCCGUCGUUGCUGGCAAUGGGGUGAAGACGGGGCGCUGCAUGAAGGAAGGAAGCAGCCGGAGCGGGACCUGCGAGAUCCUGGCCUGGUGUCCCCUGGAAGAGAAGAAGAGCCGGCCCAAGAAACCUCUCCUGGCCAACGCUGAGAAUUUCACUGUUUACAUCAAGAAUUCCAUCCGUUUCCCCCGCUUUAAGUUCUCCAAGACCAACGUGCUGGAGACCAAGGAUGGCAACUACCUGAAGGGCUGCCGCUAUGGGCCCGAACACCCCUACUGCCCCAUUUUCCCUUUGGGGGAUCUCGUCCGAUGGGCCGGGAGCGACUUCCAGGAAAUGGCCUCCGAGGGCGGCGUGAUUGGGAUCCAGAUUGAGUGGAACUGCGACCUGGACCGGGCUCCUUCUCAUUGCAACCCACAGUAUUCCUUCACCCGCCUGGACAACCGCUUUGCUGCCAAAUCCAUCUCCUCCGGGUACAACUUCAGGUUUGCCAAAUAUUACCGGGAUGCGUCUGGCGUCGAUUUCCGCACCUUGAUCAAAGCCUAUGGGAUCCGCUUUGAUGUCAUGGUCAACGGGAAGGCAGGGAAGUUUAACAUCAUCCCAACGAUCAUCAACGUAGGAUCAGGCCUCGCCUUGAUGGGUGCGGGAGCUUUCUUCUGCGACCUGGUGCUGCUUUACCUCCUCCGGAAGAGCAAUUUUUACCGAGGCAAAAAAUACGAGGAAGUGAGGAAGCCUCUCCCCGAAAGCAACGUCAAUGGGAACCAAAGCUCCGACUCGCUCUCUCGCUUGGAUCAGCUCAGAUCAAUGCAAACCAUUGAGACUUAAAGGAGGCUUUGCUCUAUCUUUUUUUUACAACAAAAUGCAAAAAAAUUAAAAAAUAAAUCCAUAUAUGUAUAUAUGAAUCAAUAUAUAUCGAUAUUUCGGAAGAUCUUGGUCAAGUCAACCAAUGGGUUGAGCUGGAUUAUUUUUGCAACAGAGGCAACCCAGAACCAACGAGAAAAACAGAGGAAUAAUACCAUUCGGGAAAAUGUGAAUAAUAAUAAUAAUAAUUUGCCUUGCAAUUUUUUCUGCCAUUUGUUUGAAUGGGAGCGACCUCGGAUGAACUCUUGCACUUUGGAAAAUAUUCAUCGCCAUAUUAUUACGAUCAUCAUCUAAGGGAAAUGGACUAGAUGGCCUCUGGGGUGCCCCCUAACUCUUAUGACCUUAUGAAGGCAUUGGGAAUAGCCAGGCAUUACUCGGCUGCCUCUUUACCUCCUUGAUGCUGCGUUUCCUUUUGGCCAUCUGCCAGGAGGGCUUUGAAGCUGCUUUGGAUGCAUGAAGGCAGAAGAAGGGCUGGACUGGAUGCCCUUUGGGACCCUUCUCAACUCUUGGGAUUCAAUGAAACCUUGCCAAGAAAACCACACACACCCACACACACACACACAUAUAUGUUAAAAAUUACCUUCUUGUUUCUCAGGUAUCUUCAAAAUCCCAAUGAGCAAAAAGAAUAAUAAAAUAGCCAUUUGCUUCUACAGAAAAGGGCUGUCCCACGCAAACGUCGUCUCAAAUGGUAAACUUGGUUUGGAAACAUGGAAUCGACUCAAAACCCGCCAAAUCAUAAUCAUAAU
Messenger RNA from Anolis sagrei ordinatus, 2068 nucleotides. The record is from RefSeq and is a predicted model, not a curated record. Lineage: Eukaryota; Metazoa; Chordata; Lepidosauria; Squamata; Anolidae.